Paraphaeosphaeria sporulosa is the source of this 1738-nucleotide messenger RNA. RefSeq lists its product as uncharacterized. The transcript is spliced from 2 exons. The coding region runs from base 97 to 1635 and encodes 512 amino acids. The record is from RefSeq and is a predicted model, not a curated record. NCBI's taxonomy places the organism in Eukaryota, Fungi, Ascomycota, Dothideomycetes, Pleosporales, Didymosphaeriaceae.
CUCCGCUCUGCAUGCAGCUUCCCUAUUGUCUAUCCUGACAUUCACCGCGCACAGUCCCUGCACAACACGCUGCACAAUACAUUGACGUCCUCCGCCAUGCCCCCCAAGACAGUCGAGGAGCAGCUGGCCGAGCUGGAAAUGGAAGCGGAGGCACCCGCUGCACCCCCGCCCAAGAGCUCCAAGGCCGCCAAAGCUCCGCGCAAGACGGCCCAGCAGGACAUCGACGCCCUCAAGGAGCUCGAGGAGCUUGAGGCGCUUGAGAAGUUCCAGGCACCCGAAGCACCGCGCCCCUCCAGUCGCUCCAACACACCCAAGCUGUCGUCGUCGACCGCCUCCAGCAAGAAGGCUGGUGUCGCAACGCCGUCGUCGAGCGGCUCCGGACGCACCAGCGAGGAGAAGCCGCAGCCACCAAGAAAGUCGGGAGAGAGUGCCCGUUCGUUCCACCAGAGUUUCGCUCCCACCGAAGAGGAACCUGUGAAGCCAGCACCAGAACCGCAGCAGCAAUCGGGAGGCUGGGGAUGGGGAGGCUUCAGCGUUGGGGGCCUGCUAUCGACAGCAACUGCAACAGCCGAUGCGGCGAGGAAGCGCGCUGAAGCAGCAUACCAGGAGCUUCAGAAGAACGAGGAGGCACAGCGGUGGGCGGAACAAGUGCGGGGAGUGCGAGGAAAUGUAAACCUUGGUGCAUUGCGUGGACUCGGAGAGGAACUGCAGAAACGCGCCAUUCCGACAUUUACAGACCUCGUCCAUACCCUCGCCCCCCCCAUCGCACAACACGAGCGCCUACAAAUCCACAUUACCCACGACCUCAUCGGCUACCCUUCGCUCGACCCCAUAAUCUACCAAACUUUCUCCUCAGUCAUGUCGCAAGUUGAGGGCGGCGACCUAUUGGUCAUCCAGCGGGGCUCAGAGUCGACACAGCGCAGUUCGAUAGAUGGCCACCGCGGCAGCAGCGCCGGCUGGAACGACGGCCCCUGGUGGCGCGACACGGACAAGCGGGAUCUGAGUGUCGUUAAGGGACUACCGGAGGGCACCAAGCUCGUCAGAGUGAGCGCAGAGAGCUACGCCAACGAGUUCUUCAACGCACGAGGGGGGUUGGAAGAGGCAGCGAAGCAGGCGACCGAGGUCCUGAGCGAGUCGAACCCCGUGCGGAGUAGCGAUAUAUUCUUGGCUUUGCAGGCAAUCAGCUACACCACGCCCGAUGACCUUUUCCAGGCUUCGCCGUCAGCGGACGAGAAGGAAGGCAAUGUUCAGGAGCAGAAGGAGACAGACGAGCUUAUUGUUUUUGCCAUCUAUCUGCACGACCCUAUCCACGGCAUCAGCUACAAAGCGUUGAGUCAGUCGUUCCCUGCGAAGUGGGUGGAGUGGCUCGAUGCGCCCGCGCCAACCGAAGAAGCUGGAGAAGAGGCGCAGUUGCCCCCAGAGAUCCAACAAAUCAUCCAAGACGGCGGUGUCGACCCCCGUGAGUGGGCUGCGGAAUGGAUGUCCGAGGUAAUCAGUCUCAGUGUCGGUGUCGUUGCCCAGCGGUACGUCGCGCGCAGGAUGGGCGUGGGCGAGGGCGGCAUUGGCCGCGGAAAAGCGCGCGAAGCCAUUGUAGAAGCAGGAGGCGGCGAAGCCGCCCGGGCUGGCAUCAUCUGAGAAGCUUCGGCUUAGUCCUUGGUUAGCAUCAAUACCUCUCCGGGCGUUUUGGAUCUACUGCGAUUGGAUUGGCGUUUUUCAUUACGUUCUGUAGCGCUUUUAA